AAGCAGCGGGGCCGGAGGUGCCCCCCGAGCCCCCCGAGGAGCCCCCCCCGGCCCCCCCGGCCGCGCCCCCCAAGGGGGACCCCAAAAGCGACGGGGGAGGGGCGGCGCCCCCCCGGCAGCCCCCCCCGGCCCAGCCCCCCGCGUACCCCAAAUUCCAGAAAUCGCUGCCCCCCCGAUUCCAGCGGCAGCAGCAGGAGCAGCUCCUCAAGCAGCAGCAGCAGCAGCAGCAGCAGCAGUGGCAGCACCACGGGCCCCCCCCGACCCCCCAAAGCGCCCCCCAACCUCUGGGGGCUUUGGGGGCGGGGGUCCCCCCGCCUGCCCCCGGCCCCGCCGCCGCCCCCCAGGCCCCCCCCGGGCCCCCCAAGUUGUUCGGGGCUCUGGGGAGACCCCCGGCCCUGCCCCAGUUGGGCUUCGACCCCCGCUGGGUGAUGCUGCCGCCCUACGUGGACCCCCGGCUGCUGCCCCCCCGAGCCCCCCACCUGGACUUCUACCCCCCCGGCGUGCACCCCUCGGGCCUGCUGCCCCGGGAACGCUCCGACAGCGGCGGCUCCGCCUCGGAGCCCCCCCCGGGCCCCCCCCCGCGGGACCGCGGGACCCCCCCGGGGGACCCCAAACCCUCCUGGGGGGGGGGCGAUGCCUUCGCGACCCCCCCCGAACCCCGGGGGCUGCCCCCCGCCCUGCGACCCCCCCCCGGCGACGACGAGAAGGGGCUGCGGAGUGAGACCCCCCCCAUCCGCCUGCGGGACCCCGGCGCGCCCCCCCCUUACUCCUACCCCCCCUUCGAGAACGGGGGGGGCCCCCCUUUACCCCGUUUCCCACCCCCCCCCACCGAAGACCCCUCCCCAAAAACCCCCCCCCGCCCCUGGACCCUCCCCCCGGCCGCGCCGCCCCCCCCAACCGCCGCCCCCCCCGGGCGCCGCCGCCCCCUCCCCCUCCCCCUCCUCCUUCAAGGACCCCCCCCAAAAAGCCGCCCCCUCCCCAAAAACCCCCCAAGGAGGAGGGGGGGGGCGCCGGGACAGCGCUGGGGGGUCCCCCCAAAGAGGAGGUUGUGGGGGGGGGCUCACGGCGCCCCCCCCGCGCCCCCCACGACCCCCACAAACCCCCCCGCGGUGGGGGUGGGGGUGGGGGGGGGUCGCGCACCGAGACCCGCUGGGGACCCCGGCCCGGGGGGGCGCCCCCCCCCCCGCCGCGGCGCCCCCCACCCCCACCACGAGGAGCCCCCCGAAAAGGGGGCGCCCCCCCCCCAGCGGCGGGCGGGGCCCAUCAAGAAACCCCCCCAAAAAGACGAGGUGGGGGGAGGGGCCAACGAGGAGACCCCCGCCCCUCCCCCACCCACCAAAGACCCCCCGAAACCCCCCAAAACCAAACCCGCCCCCCCCCACCACAAAGACCCCGGCGCUCCCCCGGGAGGGGUCGGUGGGGGGGGGUCCCCGCGUGGGGGGCGGCGGCGGGAUGGGGACCCCCCCCACGGGGGUGGGGGUGGGGGUGGGGCGGGGGUCCCGCGGGGGGGGCGCCCCCGGGGGGGGGAGUUCUUCGCCCGCGGCCGCGGCUUCCGUGGGGGUUACGGGGGGCGCGGCCGCGGGGGGGGGGGGUCCGGUGGGUCUGGGGGCUCCACCCGCGGCCGCCCCCACCCCCACCACGCCCAGCGGGAGUUCCGCGGGUUCCGGGGACCCCUCCCCAAUUCCGGGGACCCCCCCCCCGGCGCGGCGGAGGCGCGGAGCGAAGGCUCCGAGUACGAGGAGGAGCCCCCCCGGCGGCGGCUCCGCGGCUCCGACAGCUCCGACAGCGGAGACCCCCCCCCAAUUCCGGGACCCCCGGGACCCCCGCCCGCCCCGGGACCCCCGCCCGCCCCGGGGCUGCCCCCCCGCGCCCCCCGCGGCCGCGUUUUCACCCCUCGGGGGGUCCCGUCCCGCCGCGGUCGUGGGGGUGCCGGGGGGGUCACCGCCACUUCCAACUGGAGCCCCCCACCCACAAUUUCCUCCCAGCCGCCCCCCCCCGUUUCUCGUGGGGGAGGGGGCUCGGAGCGACCCCCCCGGCGGCGGCGGCACGGGAGGGGGCAGCAGCAGCAGGAUAAACCCCCCCGGUUCCGCCGCUUGCGCCAAGAGCCCCCCGCCGCCCCUCCCCCCCGGGCAGCCCCUCCCCCACAGCCUUCCUCCUCCUCCUCCUCGCCGCCCCCUCCCCAAAAUGCCGCCCCCCGGCGCCCCCCCCGCUCCCCCGAGCACAACUCGGACCAGUGGGAAACGGCCUCGGAGAGCUCCGACCUGGGGGGGCGGCGGGGGGGACCCCCCGACCGCGACCCCCCCGCCCCCGGGGGGCCCCCGGCUCAAGGACCCCCUCCCCAUAAUUCCGCCGGCGCCCCUCCCCCCAGCCCCCGCCUGGCCAAGCGGAGCUUCUCCAGCCAGCGGCGCUCGGGGGGACCCCCCCCCCAAAGCUCCCCCCAGCCCGGGGGGGGCCGCGGGGCGGGCGGGGGGCGCGGCGGGAAGGGGGGCGACAAGAGGGGGUGGCCCUCGCCCCGAAAUCGCAGCCGAACCAGCGAGGACCCCCCGGGCCCCCCCCCCCAAUUCCGGAGCCCCCCCCCCGGGGCUGGCGCUGCCCCCUCCCCCCUCGGCCGUGUUCCGCCUGGACCGGGUGGUCCCGAGCGACCCCGGGGGGAUCCGCAGGGCCCUGGCGGGGCUGGGGGCCAAGGCCGGGACCCCCGCCCCGGGGCUGCCCCCGGCGCCGGCAGCCCCCCUGGAGCCCCCCCUGGGCCCCCCCCUGGGCCCCCCCGGCGCCCCCCGCCCGGGCCUGGGGGGGUUUUUGGCCAAACGGCGCCAGAGACCCCAAAACCAGGACCCCCUGGGAUUUGGGGACCCCCGGCAGGAGGGGCCGGGGGAGGCGCAGGGGCGGCUGAGCCCCCCAGUAUGGAGCCAGCUGGGCACCAGUGCCCCCCCCAAGCCGCUGGUCCCGGGGCAGCCCUGGAUGGAGCCCCUCCCCCCACUGGGGGAGCCCGUCAGCCCCGAGCCCAGCCCCCCCGACAGCGGCGUGGAGCUGAGUGGGGACUCGGGGGUCUGCAGCCAGCGCAGCUCCCCCGACGGGGGUCUGCAGCCCCCCCCGCAGCCCCCCGAAACCGCCCGGGACACCCCCCAACCGCGCUGCCGCCGCCCGGACCCCCGCCCGGACCCCCGCCCGGACCCCCAGGUUUGUGGGGCGCCCCCCGCGCCCCCCCCGGGCCCCAUCGGCACCGAGCGCUCCCAGCGGGGCCGGAACCCCCCCGAGGCCUGGGGGGGGCCCCCCCAAACCUGAGGGGACCCCCCGAGAGGAGGAGGAGGAGGAGGAGGAGCAGCGGCACCCCCAGAGCGGGGAGGGGCUCGGAGCCCCCCGGCCCUGGGAGCUGCUGCCGGGGGGGGGUCCCGAGCCCCCCCCCCAAAAUCGACCCCCGGAGCCCAAAGGGCCCCCCCGGGACCCCCCCGAGAGCGGCCGGGGGGGGGGGCGGAGCCGCCGGGCAGGUGCCCCCCCCCGCCAUGGAGCCCCCCCAGGGCAGCGGCGGCUUCCGGCCCGAGACCCCCACGGUGCCGCCCUACAGGCCGGUGCUGGUGGCGGGGGCGGGGCUGCCCCUCCCCCCCCUGAAGAGCCCCUUCCUGGAGCUGCCGGGCCUGGGGGGAGGGGCCGAGCUGGCCAAGCUGGGGGGGCGGGGGGGGGGGUCCUGUACCCGCCCCUCCCCCCCUUCCUCUACGGCCCCUUCGGCCCCGACCCCCCCCCCGUGCUGCAGGUGAGGCAGGAGCUGCCCCCUCCCCCCUCGGAGUUCUACGGGCAGGGCCAGGGCGGCUUCCCCCAGGUGCUGCUGCCGCUGCUGGAGCCCCC
Taeniopygia guttata (zebra finch) is the source of this 3840-nucleotide messenger RNA. The record is from RefSeq and is a predicted model, not a curated record. NCBI's taxonomy places the organism in Eukaryota, Metazoa, Chordata, Aves, Passeriformes, Estrildidae.